Molecule: messenger RNA, 3078 nt
Organism: Linnemannia hyalina
Lineage: Eukaryota; Fungi; Mortierellomycota; Mortierellomycetes; Mortierellales; Mortierellaceae
Source: the annotation of a GenBank genome assembly
AUGGAAUCUCCAUCGUCAGCUAAACCCAUCAAAUCCCCCGUUAGAUCCCUCUCAAGAGCAGACUCAUCCCACAGCCCCCACUACGACAAGGAUCUGCCCCCAACCCCUACCUCUUCCAACCACCUUGCUCACCCUCCUCCCACCUCAACAACAGUAACAGCAACACCCAUCGAAAUCGGACUCCACCAUCAUCAUCAUCCUACAACUACCGGACUUGAGCCAACUCCCGACAACUCAGCCCUUCAACUGCCUCCUUCCACCCCGUCCUCUUCAUCCUCAUCCUCCCACUCCAACUCUCAUUCGCACCCCGUCACUUCCUCUGCUGCCACUGCCACCACUUCACAAACAACAACACCAACCACUACAGCAAAGCGAACUGCAGACCGCCCUCAGAGCAUAGCCCUGACUCCUGGAACAUUUGAGCGAGAGGACCUCUUGGUCUCCUCUCCACAACCUUCGUCCUCUGAGGAUAAGGAGAGGAUACUUUCCAAGAGAGUUACCCUGUUGGGUCCUCCUCCACCCUACAACGGCUCUGGCGAGUCGCCCGUUGCACUGGACCAGCAACAGUCCCAGCGACACAACUACCAGCAACAUGACAGUCGCUAUCAGCAAUAUGAGCUCCACCCGCAACAGCAACAAUACCAGGGCCAUCAACAACAGCACCCCGAGAGUGCCCUCAUCUUGUCACAAGAUAAUACCCCGUCCUCGUCGCGCACCACUACCACCACCCUCACCACCCGCACCUCCACUACUCCUGAACCCUCUAAUGGCCUCCAGCUUGCUCAUCAUGUUCAGGACAGGAACGGCCACACCUCGGACGACCCAGCAGUCUUACCUUCCAACCAGCACCACCGCUCCGAGAGCAUGAACCAGCAGAACGGUCAUACUGACUCUCACAGAGAUAGAAACAGGGACUUGACUGGCAAGAGCCAUCAUCAACAGGAGGGACAGGAUGGCCUGGUUGCUCAGGGAGGAGCACCAGUGGAUGCUAACGGAGAAGACCCUGCUCGGGUCAAGCCCCGCAGAGUCCUCGGCAACUAUCAUAUGUCCAAAACACUCGGUGCAGGAAGCAUGGGAAAGGUCAAGCUGGGAGUUCACAGCCGUACUCGCGACAAGGUCGCGAUCAAGAUUAUUCCCCGUGUGCAACCUAAUCCAAACAUGACCCCCGCACAACAGGAAAAGGAGGACAACCGAGAGACAAGAACCAUUCGCGAGGCGUCCAUUAUGAUGGUGCUGCACCACCCCUACAUUGUCAGUCUCUACGAGGUCAUGGUCUUACCCCAUCAUUACUACAUGAUCCUCGAGCACGUCGACGGUGGACAGAUGUUGGACUAUAUCAUCUCCCACGGCAAACUGAAGGAGAAGCAUGCGCGGAAAUUUGCCCGCCAAAUUGCUUCAGCCCUCGACUACUGCCACAGAAACUCGAUUGUGCACCGCGACUUGAAGAUUGAAAACAUUUUGAUUUCAAAGUCUGGAAACAUCAAAAUCAUCGACUUUGGUCUUUCGAACCUCUACUCGCCUCGCUCUCACCUUUCAACCUUCUGCGGCUCUCUUUACUUUGCUGCCCCAGAGUUGUUGAACGCCAAGGUUUAUACUGGGCCAGAGGUCGAUGUCUGGAGUUUUGGAAUUGUUCUUUACGUCCUUGUCUGUGGAAAGGUCCCCUUUGACGACCAGUCUAUGCCAGCUCUCCAUGCGAAGAUCAAGCGCGGCUUUGUCGAAUACCCAGCGUGGCUCAGCAAUGACUGCAGACACUUGCUUUCAAAGAUGUUGGUGACGGUGCCAAGUCAGAGAGCGACGAUGGCAGAGGUUCUAGCGCAUCCCUGGAUGAACAAGUCAUACGACCUUCCUCAACCAAGCUAUUGCCCACAGAGAAGUCCUCUGACUGAACCCCUGGACCUGAAUGUGAUUCGCGGCAUGACAGGAUUUGAGUUUGGAUCGGAGCAGGAGAUUGAGCAGAGAUUGUUGUCGAUCAUCCGGAGCGAAUCGUACCAGCUGGCGGCCAGGAACUGGCAUGCACUCAACAUGUCUGUCAGCGGCACACUCUCGCACAAGAAGAAGAUGCAGAGCUUUGCAGCACGAGAGGCUGAGCUUCAGAUACCCUUGACGACACCCUUGACGUCGAUCUAUCAUCUUGUCCGAGAGAAGCAGGCACGCGAAGCAAUGCAGCGCAUGUCAGCCCAGGGACUCUCGCCCGGCGUUCAGAAUGGAAAUGGAUCUAUGAUGGACGGCUCAACUUCCCACCAGUAUUCUCAAUCGACAAUGAUGCACCCGCAACAACAGCUCCAGCAACAGGCGUCGACGUCGCAUGCUCAGGCACAGUCGCUUCACCGCCAGAGCAUGAGCCAUAUGUCGAACGACCCACGAGCAGGAUUGGAAGGCCAGAGCGACCGCCACAGCACUCAUGGCAACAGCAACACCAUGGGACCUAGCAGUGCGAUGGCAUCGGCGCGAUCGACGCUGAGUGGAUUUGCUUCGUUUGGACGAAAGAGUCUUCGACCCCGGGCUCGAUCGGUUGCUGGAGACUUGUUGCGGUCCAACACGACAGGACAUGCCAGUGGCAGCAACGCCAACACAAACACUGGCAACAACAACAAUACCUCGACACAAAACGGAAGUAGUAAUGGCAACGGCCAUGGACAUGGAAACGGAUCUCUGCAUGGCCCCAGUCGAGAGGGGUCGAUCAAGAGCAGCAAGGGCUCAGAGCGUGGCCUGGGUCAGUCGGCAGCGGCCCAUGCGGCUCGUUCUCUGUUUGGCAGUGUGAGGGAGUCGAGUGGAGGAGUGCUUCGACGACUGAGCCUUGUGUUUAACCAUGGAGACCGUGACAAGGAGAAGGAGAAGGAGAAGGACAAGAACCGCGACCACCAAGGCGGUGAUGGCCGAAACCAGCCUCGGGAGCCGACGCAUGUGCGCCAUCAUUCGACGAAGCUUGAGCGAGCCACGACGUCGCCUAGACCGUUCAGCUUCGGCCGGCCGCAGUCGAUGCGUGCUCGGCCGAUCUCGAUGGCCGAGUCCCUUGACCGACCCCUGCCACCGAUGCCCAAGGAGCACUAUGAACCGUCGUUCACCUCUAUCCCCUAA